AUGAGCCGGGAGCGCUUUGUGCCGCCGGCAGCGUCGCCGAGGGGUCCCCAGCGCCGCAGCUCCGCCGGGAGAAGCGAUGGGAACAACCGCUGGAACCCCCCGGAGCCCCGACGGGACGGGGGCGGCCGGGGGCGGCGGGGCCGGGGGUGUUUCGGGACCAAGUGCGCGGGCUGUGCCCAGGGCAUCUCCCCCAGCGACCUGGUCCGCAGGGCGCGGAGCAAAGUGUUCCACUUGAACUGUUUUACGUGUAUGAUGUGUAACAAGCAACUCUCCACCGGCGAGGAGCUCUACAUCAUAGACGAGAACAAGUUUGUCUGCAAAGAAGAUUACCUAAAUAACAGCAAUACUGCCAAAGAAAACAGCCUGCAUUCAGCCACCACCGGCAGUGACCCCAGCCUGUCCCCCGACUCUCAAGACCCCUCCCAGGACGACGCCAAGGACUCGGAAAGCGCCAACGUGUCCGACAAGGAGACGGGCAGCAACGAAAACGACGACCAGAACCUGGGGGCCAAGCGGCGGGGACCUCGCACCACCAUCAAAGCCAAACAGCUAGAGACUCUGAAAGCCGCCUUCGCGGCCACCCCAAAACCCACCCGGCACAUCAGGGAGCAGCUGGCACAGGAGACUGGCCUCAACAUGCGGGUCAUCCAGGUACCGCUGCCUCCGGGCUCCGGGCACGCCGCGCGGCCCUGGGAGCGCUCCCGCGUCGUUCCCGCUCGGGUGCCCGCCUGUUACCUUCCCUCUGUCUCUCCUUGUCCGCCAGAUUAUCAGAGCGAGUAUUACGGCCCUGGGAGCAAUUACGAUUUCUUCCCGCAAGGACCGCCUUCGUCUCAAGCGCAGACCCCCGUGGAUCUCCCCUUCGUGCCCUCCUCGGGGCCGUCGGGCACCCCGCUGGGGGCCAUGGACCACCCCCUGCCCGGACAUCACCCCUCCAGUGAGGCUCAGCGCUUCACUGACAUCAUGUCGCACCCCCCGGGAGACUCGCCCAGCCCCGAACCCAACCUGCCCGGGUCCUUGCACUCCAUGUCCGCGGAAGUUUUUGGCCCCAGCCCCCCCUUUUCGUCGAUAUCCGUCAACGGUGGUGCUAACUACGGCAAUCACUUGUCCCACCCUCCAGAAAUGAACGAAGCAGCUGUGUGGUAGCUUUAAAACGAACUGGGUCUUAAGUAAGUGAUGAUCAUCUAGUCUGCUUAUUGUUAUGGUGUACAGAAAUGAAUUAAUAUAACAUCUCUCCUGCCCUAAGACAAUAUUACCUUGGGAACGAACUGAAUCCAAUCGCUCCAAGGCAAGCUUUGCUCUAGACCAGGACAAUCUCCAUGUUAUGGUUGUAUCAAACAAGCGAGGGGACUUUUUUUGUACCAUUGACAAAGAAACUGGGGAAGCUGUACAGUAAAGUGCUGCCAUUACCGUAGGAUGGCGUGAGUUUGAUUUACCCUGUUGGAUGUCAUCCUAAGAGCCACAAUCCUUAGAAACGUCUCGUUUUAAAAAACAAACAAAAAAAAAAAAAAAAAAAAAAUUAAUAAUUUGAAUGAAGGAAAGGUCAAAGAAAAAGGGGGAAAAAAAAAAAGCUUCCAAGAACUCAUCUAGCUAGGUCCCGGUUUAAGAUGGUUGGUGCAUUUGGAAUGCUGUUUGUUCUUUUUGUCUCUCAGAAAGUUCGACAACAAGAAACUCUUUUUAGCUUCAGCCAUUUCAGCCUGCUGAUGAUCAGGUGGGACAACUUUUCUUUUUUCCUUUCUUUUUUUUUUUUUUCUUUGCUGUUUUGUUUUGGUUUUGGUUUGGUUUUUUUGUUGUUUUUUUUUUUUUUCCAAAAAUAGCAAAUACUAAAUAUUAAGCCCUCAGCACCAACUCUUCUACCUUCACAAAGCUACACGUACAAAACCUCCUCAUCAUAGCAAAGGUCACCACCCAGACCUCUAACGAAAGUGACUUGAAAAAACAAACAAACAAACAAAAAGUAUUCUACCUUCACAGAGAGAGAAAAACUAAACAAAAAGACUCUAUUGAACUAAAAACAGUCAACUGUUUACGUCUAAUGUUAAAUUCAGGAGCUCAAUGUUUUACUAAUAAAUCCUGUUUUAGAAAAACCUCUUGUUCAAAAGCAAAAGAUUUUGAGCAACCAACCAAAAUAGUUCAUUUUCUUUUCUGUAGAUGUUCUAACAGAUUGCAGGGCUUGUGGUUCACUGUGCUAGUUUGUAAAAGGUGUUGUUUACAGAAGGCAAAGAAAAAAAAAAUCCACAAAACCCAGACAGUUGCCAAAUAAAGUAAAUAUAUAGCACAAAUACUGUAAGGUGCUUUGCACCAGCAACCCGAGAAGGUGUUUAAAAAGUGUUACAAGGUUAAAAAGAAAAAAAAAAAAAGACAAACAAACAUCUUUGCUAAUUUUUAGUCCUGUUGAACAUUCAUGGAAUUGUUAAUAUGACUUAUAUAGACCCACACAGGUUUUAUUUUUGUGUCUUUAAAAUAAAAGUCCAAAAUAUUUAAAUUUUAUGGUCAAAUAUGCAGUCAACAGCUGCUACUUUUUUCUUUAUAUAUUAAAUUUCUCAUAUGUCUUUUAUUGUUCUAAUAAACCUAAGCUUGUGUGACCUCCAGUGCAUAUUAGACCAUUCACUGUAUGAAAGAAAACAUGUUGGAUAAAAUUUGUGCGUUUUUAAUAAAAUUAGAAAAUCUGA
Molecule: messenger RNA, 2669 nt
Organism: Manacus vitellinus (golden-collared manakin)
Lineage: Eukaryota; Metazoa; Chordata; Aves; Passeriformes; Pipridae
Gene: LHX1
Product: LIM homeobox 1
Exons: 4
Coding region: 1-1143 (380 amino acids)
Biological process (GO): neuron differentiation; regulation of transcription by RNA polymerase II
Cellular component (GO): nucleus
Molecular function (GO): RNA polymerase II transcription regulatory region sequence-specific DNA binding; DNA-binding transcription factor activity, RNA polymerase II-specific
Source: RefSeq, a predicted model, not a curated record